Molecule: messenger RNA, 604 nt
Organism: Funneliformis mosseae
Lineage: Eukaryota; Fungi; Glomeromycota; Glomeromycetes; Glomerales; Glomeraceae
Source: the annotation of a GenBank genome assembly
AAGCAAGGAUACUUGUGAUAAGGUUGCUAAAGAAUUAUCUGAUAAAGGGCCAGGUAAAGCUGUUAGUAUACCGGCAAAUUUACAACAUUUAAAUGAAGUCAAACGAUUAGCUAAUGAAAUUAAAGAACGUGAAGGAAAGCUACACAUAUUAAUUAAUAAUGCUGGUGCGAGUUGGGGUGCUCCUAUUGCUUCUUAUCCAGACGAGGCAUUUGAGAAAGCUGCAUCACCAAAAGAUCCGGCAAGAGUAAUUAAUAUUGGAUCAAUUGCCGGUUUGGAAACACCAUUCAACGAAACAUAUGCAUAUUCAACUUCCAAAGCAGCUUUACUUCAUUUAACAAAAGUAAUGGCUGGACAAUUAUCAAAUCGUCAAAUUACAUUUAAUAAUAUUGCACCUGGACCUUAUCAAUCAAAAAUAACGGCUAAAGCUUUGAAAGAUCAUGGCGAAACAAUUAAAUCAGAAGUGCCUUUAGAUAGAAUUGGAGCAGCUGAAGAUAUUGCCGGUACCGCGAUUUAUUUAUCUAGUAAGGCCGGCGCUUUUACUAAUGGUGCUACUAUUACAGUUGAUGGCGGUUUGAUUUCUAGACCCAUUAAUUCCAAUUUAUAA